Molecule: messenger RNA, 1266 nt
Organism: Thlaspi arvense
Lineage: Eukaryota; Viridiplantae; Streptophyta; Magnoliopsida; Brassicales; Brassicaceae
Source: the annotation of a GenBank genome assembly
GGGGCUUAGUAAUUAGCAAAACGGCGUCGUUUUAAAUCAGCUCCUUGCCGUCUUCUGCCAACACAGACUAGAUUCGAGAGGAUCUGAUGAUGAAUCUGUCUUCUCGUUAGUUCUUCGAUAAUAGUUCUUGGUUUUGAAGGUUGAAAUAAUUCGAUUAGAUCGAUCUCGAACGUUUAGGUGUGUGUAUAUCCACCAUAUUUACGGUUGACCGUCGUUUUGCGUUAUUUGAUCGCAACUCUUCGCCGGCAAAAUUGGACGGAGAAGAUGAUGAGGAUGUCGUCAAUGGGUCUAGUAGCGCUGUUGAUCGUUCUCGAGUUAGCAUCUCACCUCAAUUUUGGAUUAGCUUCCCAAUCUACUGUUCCUGCUUUCCUCUGGUCUCCGCAUCUCCAGUCUUCUAAUGGUGAAAUGAACGAGGCUGUAAAUUAUCGGGUCAUGUCUGCAAAGGAUCUAGUAGGUUCCGUUUUCAGACAAGGAGGCUGGUCUAGUUUUCUGUGCUCAGAGAAAAAACUUGAGCAACCUGUUGAUGUGGCACUCGUGUUCAUUGGCAGAGAGUUACUAUCUUUGGAUGUUUCUUCAAACCAGAACCCGGAUCCUGCACUUGUUAACACAUUGAAGAAUCUGUACACAGCUUCAAAUUUCUCUUUGGCGUUCCCAUAUAUUACUGCACCAGAGGAGGAAAUGAUGGAAAACUUGUUGCUUUCAGGGCUUAAAGAAGCUUGCCCUCACAAUGUAGGAUUCAGCAGCAAUAUCGUGUUCUCAGAGUCGUGUUUUGUUGAGGAUGGGACAGUUCGGAAACUAUCAAACGUGCAGUCUUUCAAAGACCAUUUGGUUGCUAGAAAAGAAACGAGAAAAGAAGGGGAAACCGAUUUGGUUGUGCUCUGCUCUGAGGGAUCUGAAUCAUCAAUUCGAUCUGACCAGUCACAUUCAGAUCGUGAAAUCAUAUCUGAGCUUGUUAGUUCAGUGGAGCAAUCUGGAACUAAAUACGCAGCGCUAUAUGUUUCUGAUCCUUAUUGGUACACUUCAUACAAAACCCUCCAAAGGUUUUUGGCUGAAACCGCCACAGGAAACACCACAGUUAAAGCUACUACAACCUGUGAUGAACUCUGCAAGUUCAAGUCAUCACUCUUGGAGGGUAUCUUAGUGUCUGUGUUGAUAAGGUCUGUUGCCUCUUCUCAGGGAAUCGUUCUGCUUAUCAUCUUGAUAAGUGGACUUUGUUGUAUGGCGGGAAUCGACACACCGACUAGAUUCGAGACUCCUCAAGACUGA